UUGUGUGUGUGACGGAUGGAUUCCCUCCGCUGUUUUGACUACUUUACACAUUUUAUAAGCUCUUCACGAGUUCCCAGCUGGCCAAAAUACCAUUACAUGCAGGCUAUGCACCGCUACGCACACACAACGAGCGUAUUUACCUCAGCAAACAGCAUUGUUUUGGAUGUUAUGUAAAUUCUGUCUCAAAAUCGGCAAUACGUCAUAAAAUCCGACCAAUCACGUUGUGAAUGUAUCCCUAUGCCUGAAGGUUCGGUAUCUUUUGGUUCGGUGAUAAAAUUGCCAAUCUGAAUGCUAAUCGGACCAGGACUAAAUGUUUUUUUUUUUUUCUUCCUUGGUCUGGACCAAAUGAACCAAACACACCGAACUACAAUUGUGAACGCACCCUUAGAGUAUACUCCUUUUGCCAUGUAUGCGCUAUUUAGUGGACUUUGUUUUCAAGCACUAAAGUCACUUGCACAUGCGUUGUUGUAUGUGCACCAUCUGCACGGUCACAAAAAUUUAGCUGCACCAAAGGCAGGGUGUGGGGAUGCGGAUGGCCAAAAUAUUCUUUAGGCUUAAAGUGAACAUUGUGCAUGUUUACAGCUGCCUGAGGUGUUGCUGGUUUAGUUUUGUUAAUAAGAGACCUUGGUAACAAAAACUCUUGAGGUGAAAGAACAGGGGAGAAUGGUCCUUGCUUAGUUCAGCUGGGUUUUUGUCUUGUGCCAUUUCUCAGCUAGGUUCUAUGGUCACAAAGAACAUAUCUUACAAUCAGAAAGAGCUUUAUUGCCAAGUGUGCACACAUGAGGAAUUUACCUUGGUAUUGAAUCUUCCGGUACACACACAUAAAUAUAACAAGACACACAACAUUUAGGAAAAAAAAUAUAAAAAGUGUAAAGACAGAAAAGUUUAGUCAGAAUAACCAUUUACAGAUAAAGAACAUUUACAGUAUUGUGAAUAGUAUGAAUAAAUAAUAAUAAAUUAAAUUAGUAUUGCUCUCGGAAGGCAUUUAACUGUUCAAGAGAGAAGUAGCCUGUGGGAAAAAACAGUUUCUGUGCAUAGAUGUUCUAGUGCCUAGUGAGGUCCUGUCUGGACGGCAACAGUUAAAUUAGUUUGUGGGGUGAGUGGAGCCUGUGAUGAUUUUACCUGCCCUUUUCCUCACUCUAGAAGAGUACAGGUCCUGUAGGGUGGGCAGGGGGCACCAAUAAUUCUCUAAGCAUUCCGGACUGUCCGUUGUAGUCUCCUGAUGACUGAUUUGGUGGCUGAAUCAAACCAGACAGCUGUAGAUGAACACAGGACAGACUCAAUGACAGCUGAGCAGCUGUGUGUCAGCAGCUCCUGUGGCAGGUUCAACUUCCUUAGCUGGCGAAAAAAGUACAACCUCAGCUGGGCCUUUAUGACAAUGGAGUCCAACUUCAGGUCCGAGAUGGUGGUCCCCAGGAACCUGAAUGACUCCACUGCUUUUACAGUGCUGUCCAUGAUGGUGAGUUGGGGGAGUGCUGGUAUGUUCCUCCUGAAGUCCACUAUCAUCUCCACUGUUUUCAGCUGCAGGUCGUUAUGACUGCACCAGAUAGCCAGUUGUUCAACCUCUUGUCGGUUUGCAGACUCGUCACCAUCCUGGAUGAGGCCAGUGACUGUGGUGUCAUCUGCAAACUUCAAAAGCUUGACAGAGGAAUCUUUAGAAGGUGCAGUCAUUUGUGUACAGUAAGAAGAGCAGUGGGGAGAGGAUGAAACCAUGUGGAGUGCCAGUGCUGAUAGUCAGAGUCCUGGAUGUGAAUUUUCCCAGCCUCACUAGCUGCUGCCUAUAUGUCAGAAAGCUGGUAAUCCAUCGACAGAUUGGGAUGGGCACAAAAAGCCUGAUCAGUUUGUAUGAUCAAGUUCUGGCCUAAUGGUAUUGAAAGCCAAAGCGAAGUCUACAAAUAAGAUUGUUGCGCAAGUCCCAGGUCUAUUGAGAUGUUGCAGGAUAUAAUGCAGUCCCAUGUUGACUCCAUCAUCCACAGACCUGUUUGCUCUGUAGGCAAAAUGCAGAGGGUCCAGCAAGGAUCCAGUGAUGUUUUCAGGUAGGCUAACACCAGUCUCUCAAAUGACUUCAAGAUCACAGACAUGAGACCUAUAGGUCUGAAGUUAUUAAGUCCAAUGUUUUGGGGUUUUUGGUGACUGGAAUGAUAGUGGAGUGUUUGAAGCAUCCUUCAACGGGCCCCAGUGGAGCUGGGAGAUGGCGGUCAACAUUUUGUGAUGGCAGCUUUGUGACGCUUGCCGCAAGUGGCUGAUGGCCCAGACAUGCAACGUCAAGGAAGUGAUUGAUUUGGUGGUACUGGAGCAGUUCAUCAUUCUGCUUCCUUGAAGAACAGCUGAACGCGUCCAGUGCCACCGCCCGGCGUCUCUAAAUCAGGCCAUCCAGCUGGCUGAAGACCAUCUGGUGGUGUGCCCCGGGGUCGGUGAGACCCUCCCUAAUCUCUCUCUCUCCAGCUCCUCUCCCUCUCUUUCUCUCGUCCUUUCCCUUUUCCCAGGUCAUGGAGCAACGUGCCCCCUUGAACCCAACAGCAGAGAAAAAGAAGCAGUCUGGCCUCAGAGUUUUCCCAGGGAGCUAGAUCUGGGAUACGAGGAGGCAUGUCAGAAAGCUUCAGACCCUCUGCUCCACAUCUCUUCCCUCUCUCCGCCAGUCUCUUGGCCAUCCUUCUGAUGCUGGGGCGGCGGGAAGACCUCGGCUGCAGAUGCGGUUAGCCAGGUCAUUUCCAGGACCAGUGUCCAGUGAUGGAGGUGGGAGCAUUGAUCCGGUCCCUGACUACCUGUGGGCUGCCCCUGACUCCCUGUGGGCUGCCCCUGAUCAAGUUGGGCAGUACCAAAUACCUGGGAGUAUUAAGGGGGGUAUAUAUUACACUUUGGUGGAUUCAGGCUGUAACCAAACCUCAAUUCAUCAAAGCAUUAUGCAACAAAGGGCAUUGAAUAUGAGCCGCAAGGUUAAGAUGAGGUGUGUGCAAGAGGAUGUGAUGGAUUAUCAUUUUGUACGAGUCAGUAUUCAAUUUAGGGAAAAAAAUCAUAUGAGUUAAAGUGGCAGUUAAUUCCCAUUUAAGGCAUCCACUAAUUUUGGGUACAGAUUGGCCAGCUUUUUCACUAUUAUUGGGGAUUUUGGGAGUCUUACCAGCCUGUUGACUGAUCUCACUAAAAAGGAAGCACAAGAUCCGGUCCAGUGGACAGAGCUGUGCCAACAGGCUCUAACCAAAUUAAAGGCUGCCCUGUGUGGCGGCGGGCCACUCUUACAUUCUCCUAACUUUGAUCUCCCUUUUUUGCAGACUGUGUAGUCUUGUUGGUUUCCAAGUCAAUGCUGUUUUCUCUGAUAUCUGUCGUAUAUAUCAGAGAUCUCUGAGCUGAAUCUGAAUGCUUCUCACUAGAUCUUAAUUAGUUAUUAACUAGUUGUUAAUUCUGUGGGGAAUUCAAUGGAUUUCUUCACUGGAUCUCCCAUCAUUGUGUAGUAACAGAGUGUCGCAUGAUCAAGAUCGGCCUGCGACUCGCCUGAUGGUGCUAAAAGAGGAGAGUGAAGUAGAAGAGCAUGAUCAAUACAAGAAUCAUCAUGAUUUCACAACUGGAGAAAAAACUUUUAGUUGCUCACAAACUGAAAAGACUUCCUCACGAAAAAGGGCUAAAAAGACAGGAACUAGAAGGAAUUUCACCUGCCAACAGUGUGGAAAGUGUUUCAACCAACAUGAAAAUCUUAAAGUCCACAUGAGAAUUCACACAGGAGAGAAACCUUACACAUGUCCUCAGUGUAAAAAGACUUUUUCUGAAAAAGUAAGCCUUAAAAGACACAUGAGAGGUCACACUGGAGAAAAGCCUUACACUUGCCAACAGUGUGGGAACACUUUUGCUGAAAAAGUAAGCCUUAAAAGACACAUGAGAAUUCACACAGGAGAGAAGCCUUACACCUGCCAACAGUGUGGAAAGUGUUUUGCUGAAAAAGUAAGCCUUAAAAGACACAUGAGAAUUCACACUGGACAGAAGCCUUACACAUGCCCUCAGUGUGGAAAGAGUUUCAGUAGUAAAGGAAGCCUUAAAGUCCACAUGAGAAUUCAUACUGGAGAGAACCCUUAUACCUGCCAACAGUGUGGAAACACAUUCAAUAUAAAAGGAAGCCUUAAAAAACACAUGAGAACUCACACUGGAGAGAAGCCUUACACCUGUCCUCAGUGUGAAAUAAGUUUCACUCUAAAAGAAAGCCUUAACAGACACUUGAGAAUUCACACAGGAGAGAAACCUUACACAUGUCCUCAGUGUGGAAAGACUUUUGCUGAAAAAGUAAGCCUUAACAGACACACGAGAAUUCACACUGGAGAGAAGCCUUACACAUGCCCUCAGUGUGGAAAGAGUUUCACUCAAAUUGGAAACCUUAAAGUCCACAUGAGUGUUCACACUGGAGAGAUGCCUUUUACCUGCCAACAGUGUGGAAGAAGUUUCAACCGAAAAGGAAACCUUAAUUGCCACAUGAGAAUUCACACUAGAGCAACAGCGUGGAAAGAGUUUUUAUCAACAUGAAAACCACAUGAGAGUUCACUCUGGAGAGCAACCCUCCAUGCCCUCAGUGUGAAAAAAGUAUUGGGGAAAAAUAGCUUUAAGUACCACAUGAGUAUUCAGUAUGAGAUGAUUAGAUUCAAUAUAUGGAUUAUUAAAAUGAAGAAUGAACUACUUACAAUUUUACAUGUCAACAAAAGUAUAAAUCUGUAUCAAAUAAAAUACAUAAAACUGUGUAGGCCUGUGCCCAGAUGCUGAAUGAUUUUAAGGAGCACUGAUCUGGGAUUAGCAUAGUUAAAAUCUCUGGCGAAUUGACGCCCCAAGCUUCUGCAGUUCUCUAAUAGCCCCAUUACUAUUCAUCAAACGCCCGCUUAGUGUUGCACGUCCUGAUAUUGCUGAGUUAGAUGCGUUCCUGGGUCAACAUAUUUUCUUGAUCCUGGAACAACAUUCUAGUCUGAAAAUUUAGUCUUAACCCUAUUCCUACCCCUAAACCUACCCCUAC
Messenger RNA from Megalobrama amblycephala (Wuchang bream), 4984 nucleotides. RefSeq names its product gastrula zinc finger protein XlCGF8.2DB-like. Bases 3493 to 4506 code for a protein of 337 amino acids. Gene Ontology annotation, biological process: regulation of transcription by RNA polymerase II. NCBI's taxonomy places the organism in Eukaryota, Metazoa, Chordata, Actinopteri, Cypriniformes, Xenocyprididae. The transcript is spliced from 2 exons. Gene Ontology annotation, molecular function: RNA polymerase II cis-regulatory region sequence-specific DNA binding; DNA-binding transcription factor activity, RNA polymerase II-specific. The record is from RefSeq and is a predicted model, not a curated record.